Molecule: messenger RNA, 1340 nt
Organism: Exophiala viscosa
Lineage: Eukaryota; Fungi; Ascomycota; Eurotiomycetes; Chaetothyriales; Herpotrichiellaceae
Product: fatty acid elongase 3
Exons: 3
Coding region: 268-1326 (352 amino acids)
Biological process (GO): fatty acid elongation, saturated fatty acid; fatty acid elongation, polyunsaturated fatty acid; sphingolipid biosynthetic process
Cellular component (GO): endoplasmic reticulum membrane
Molecular function (GO): fatty acid elongase activity
Source: RefSeq, a predicted model, not a curated record
UGCCAUGGUGGAUCCUCUCCAGACUGUGCAAAGAGGCACGCCUUGGAAGGGAAUGUCCGGCGCCCUGAAUCGGACCUGUGACGAUCGCUCAAUGAGUCUUCCUUCAGACCUAAAAGAAGAGGCAACUCCCCAGGUUUCGAAGACAGAGACAGCCAUUCCCCUGCGACAUUUUCAAUCAUCCAAGUCCACUCGUUCUUCUUCGCAAGGCAUCAAGGCACUCAGACAUUAACCAGUCAUUUGGUUGAAAGCACCUUUCACUCUAUCGCCAUGGACUUUGUCAACUCAACCUACAACGCGGCAGCGAGCUUCAUCCCCUAUGCAACCUCGCUGCCCAAGUCGGGCCAGAUGGCCUUUGUUGGCCCUUCGGUCAUCAAGCUCGACCCAUGGUCGGUCUUUGAUCGUGUCUAUACCAUGGUCGCAGGACAGUCCACCAAAGACUUCCGUUUCGUUGAGGGCGUGACCCCAAUGUCGACCUUCAAGGAGACUGCCGCCUUCAUUGCGACCUACUACUUGGUCAUUUUUGGUGGUCGUGAGAUCAUGCGCAACAGGCCCGCCAUGCAACUGAACAACCUUUUCCUCAUCCACAACUUCUACCUCACAGCCAUUUCUGGAGGUCUGCUUCUCUUGUUCGCUCAGCAACUCGUCCCAGAUCUCUGGAGGAACGGCCUCUACGACGGUGUCUGCGGCGCAACUGGGUGGUCACAGAAGUUGCUUGUCCUCUAUUACCUCAACUACCUCACCAAAUACCUUGAGCUGCUGGACACCGUCUUUUUGGUCUUGAAGAAGAAGCCAUUGACUUUCCUCCACACCUACCACCAUGGCGCCACUGCACUUCUUUGCUACACUCAGCUUGUUGGACAAACUUCUGUUUCCUGGGUGCCCAUCACUCUCAACUUGGGAGUUCACGUGGUCAUGUACUGGUACUACUACCAAUCGGCGCGAGGAGUUAAGGUUUGGUGGAAGCAGUACAUUACCAUGUUCCAAAUCACCCAGUUCAUCCUGGAUCUCGGCUUCAUCUACUUUGCCUGCUACACAUAUUUCGCCAACACAUACGCUCCAUGGAUGCCUCACGCCGGAACCUGCGGUGACAAACGCCAGGAAGUUGCUGCCUUCACUGGCUGUGUCAUUCUCUCCUCGUAUCUGGUUCUCUUCAUCAUGUUCUACUUCUCAACCUACAAGAAGCCAUCAACCAAGAAGGCUUUGAAGAAAGCACAGAAGACUGAGGUACCAAGCAUGUCUGAGACUGCAGACAUUGCCACCGAUGUCGUCAAGUCGGCCACUGCUACCAUUGUCGAGACUGUCAACGAGAACAAAUGCCGCGCCUAAGAGAAGAUGAGAGA